Molecule: messenger RNA, 3014 nt
Organism: Gallus gallus (chicken)
Lineage: Eukaryota; Metazoa; Chordata; Aves; Galliformes; Phasianidae
Gene: FAM76A
Product: family with sequence similarity 76 member A
Exons: 10
Coding region: 18-1073 (351 amino acids)
Source: RefSeq, a predicted model, not a curated record
GUCAGCGCGGCGGCGGGAUGGCGGCGCUGUACGCCUGCACCAAGUGUCACCAGCGCUUCCCCUUCGAGGCGCUCAGCCAGGGCCAGCAGCUCUGCAAGGAGUGCCGGAUUGCGCAUCCCAUUGUUAAAUGCACUUACUGCAGGACUGAAUUCCAGCAGGAAAGCAAAACCAACACGAUAUGCAAGAAGUGUGCUCAGAACGUGAAGCUCUAUGGCACACCAAAACCUUGCCAGUACUGCAACAUCAUCGCAGCGUUUAUUGGCAACAAGUGUCAGCGUUGCACAAACUCAGAAAAGAAGUAUGGACCUCCACACUCCUGUGAGCAGUGCAAGCAGCAGUGUGCCUUUGACCGAAAGGAUGACAGAAAGAAGGUGGAUGGAAAGCUGCUCUGCUGGUUAUGCACACUGUCCUACAAACGGGUCCUACAGAAGACCAAAGAGCAGUGCAAGCACCUGAGCAGCUCCUCCCGAGCCAGCCUGCAAGAGAAGGAGCAGUACAGCAGGCUCAGCAGCGGCAGCCACUAUAACAGCCAGAAAACCUUAUCCACCUCUUCUAUUCAGAAUGAAAUCCCAAAGAAGAAAGCCAAGUUUGAUGCCAUAUCUGCCAAUGGUGACAGCGUUCCUUCCUCUCCCGAGAUGCUUUGCCCCCCUAUCCAGAGUGCCCCGUCCACGUUGGCGCAGUGGGCUGCUUCCCAACAGAGUCUCGGUGCCCACCAUUGUCCUGUUUCUCAAGGCACUGACAUCCUGAACUUUUCUCCGGACCUCGCCCUGGACUCUCCUGGCACUGACCACUUCGUUAUCAUUGCCCAGCUGAAGGAGGAGGUGGCUACUUUAAAGAAGAUGCUGCACCAGAAAGAUCAGAUGAUUUUGGAGAAGGAGAAGAAGAUCACAGAGCUGAAGGCCGACUUGCAGUACCAGGAGUCGCAGAUGAGAGCAAAGAUGAACCAAAUGGAGAAGACGCACAAGGAGGUCAUGGAGCAGUUACAGGCCAAGAACAGAGAACUCCUGAAGCAAGCAGCUGCCCUAUCCAAGGGCAAAAAGCCUGAGAAGUCGGGAGCAAUAACCUCCCCUUAAAACCAAACCCCCAGUGUGGGAGCUUUCCCCAGCAUUAGCCAAGGAGUCUAGGAGGCCUGCCUGAUCGCUGGAAGCCAAAACCUCAGUGUUGUCACUAUCCCACUGCUGUGGACUCGAUGGAAACGCCUGGGGUGUGUUGCCUUUCGACAGCAUGCUUGAGUGUGUCUGGUCUCUGAAUUCUGUUCUGUAUCAUGGCCAUCCGUGGGGAGAGGUCCCAGGCACCCCAAAUCCCCCCUGAAGUACUGCUGACUGGAAGAACUGACCAGUUACUACCACUGCCAACUCUUUGUAUUAGCAAACAGGAACCUGCUGCAUUACAGACUGCUUGCUGGUUUCAGACCUGCUGCUGUGAGGCAAUAGCCAUGGCCAGUUGUUCUGCAGAUGAGACAGGAGCUGUGUGGUGGGAGCUUGAUUUCUCUGAACUGUUCCCUCUUGGAAAGGAAGCCGAUGCAUCACCAGCCCUACAGCUGUGACUGGAAGGUUGUGCCACUGCUGAGAACGGUUCGUCCAUCCUUUUGAGAGUGCUUCCAAGAUGGGGGCUGUGUAUUUAUCUCGGAGGGUGGGGGGGAUUUUUUGUGUUUUUUUUUAUUUUUUUGGGUUUUUUUUCCCCCUCUUUUAUUUUUCUGACGUCAGCUUGACAAACUUGACUGCUUGGUUUGGGGUUUUGUUACCGUAGCUUUUGGGUUAUGAGCCAGAGGGUGACGAUACCUCCCCAGACCCACCUCGUCUCCCAUUGCCACGGUCACUUCGUGGCCUCUGGGACUUGAUGUGAUCGAGCAUUUACUCCCAUCUGUUUACUUGAGGACGGUUCAAGGCUCGGCUGUUUCCUGCACUCCCUCAGACCCCGCACUGAGUUCGCCCUCUCCCCCCCUUCCCCUCCCCCUCUGCUCCCUCCCAGAUGCAGAAGCAGGGGCCAGGUUGGCUCCAGGAAAGUGCUUACUGAGGCAGCAUCCCCAGCCAGGAAGCAUUUCUCGGGGCUCUCCGGGGGCAUUUCUCACUGCCAACCCAAAGCCAGCAGAAUAAAAGGGCUACGAAAGCUCCCAGUGCUUCUCAGAAACGGGCCGAGCGGAGCCCACGGCUCCUCCUGCUGAGGCCUGUGGGGGUGGGCGCCCCCCAGGCGCCUGAGGGGGGGCACAGAAGCACUUGGCAAUGGGAGGAACCAGCAGUUUGCUCCAUGGCAUCCCAGCUCCACGCAGGGCAUGAAGAAGCAGCUCAGGGCUCGGAGCCCCUGGGGGCAGAGGAGGAGGGGGCGACCCCUUAGUGUGGAGCAGCACCGAGGGUAGGUAGUGAAAAGGAGAAGCAGGGCUGCUUGCUCUGCCAGGCUUUUUAUUCAGCUUUUAACUAGACUUUGUGAUAGGGGUUUUUUCUGCUUUUUGUUGUUACUGAAGAUGACUUUACUCAAAGGCACUUUUUGAUGAUGUUGGCUUCCGGCAUGGAAGGAGCACACGCUGCAGCAUCAGACACUGCCACAUCUCUUGUUUUUUUGUUCCCUUCUUCUUUUCCGAGAGGUUUCUGAUGGGAGGGAAAGGGAAUACAAAAAACAGAAGGGUUGUUGGGCUUUGCCAGAGUGCAACAGCUGGAAAAGCCUCACCUAAUUUUAUACUUCACACGUUUUUAGACAAUGAGGUGCAUGGGUGGGAUUUUUUUUAGUCGGGGGCUCUGCUUUUUUUCUGCUUCCCUCCACAGACAGACCCACGUGGGGGGGUUAUGGGGUUGGGGGGGGGGUUGGGGGGAGGCCCUGUGCAUACGAUUGAGGUUUUCUGUUGUUUUGUUUUUGUUUUUUUUAAUGGUGACAAAAGAACAACAAAGAGUUGAGUAGCGGCUGAUUUGUAGUAACAGCAUCGUUUUCUUUGUAUGUUUGUAAUAAGGGAGAUUUUCAAAAGGGAUGCUUUGAUUUGUACCAAACUCUGACAAAUGUUAAAGCGUUUUCCAAAAUGCUCA